AUGUCGCAAGCAGGAUCCGCAGCAGCCGCAGGAGUCGCAGGCGACGAACAGGACGCGGGCACAGCGCCGAUCCCCGCGGGAGACCCCCCCGCCGCUUCCGCGGGAGUCAACCCUGACGCUUCCGCAUCACUCGAUCCAGCCAAUCGCGGCAAGCAAGCGUCGACAGAACUGCGGGAUCCGGUAGAAGCAGACUCGCUAGAAGCAGCAGCGAAGCCUGGAGAUGUAGGGAUUCGACAUCCCAUUGUCCCGUGCGGGGGUCUCAAAUCUGCCGCACAUUCCAUCCCCGAAGCAGACAUCCCCGUUAUAAGCAGCAUCGGAAGCACGUUCGGCGCUUUCACCGCCGGCUCCGUUCCUCAGGACGGGCUCUUCUUACCGACCCUACCGCAGGUUCGGGUGGAUUUCCCGCCGGGCCACCUGGUUCGGACGACGAGCCAAGACAGCAGCGUGGCGGCCACGCUCGGCAGCCCGACGGGAAGCAUAAUGUCGCUGGAUCAAUUCUCGACGUGCUCGUCGAUUCCGCCUUAUCACAUGUCGCCCGCGCCUUCCUUCACCUCUGACCAGCCUAUGGCGGACUUAGCGGGAUCAGGCCUCGUUACAAGCAGACUCGGUAUAUCGAGCAAGGCGUUGUUUUCCAGCCCCGGGGAGAAGCCAGCAGGGGGGCAGUCGGUGGGCGUGGCGGAGCGGGAAGCAGGGGGGAGCAGGUUCGGCGGGGCAGGCGCAAGCUACCCCGCUCCCGCCACCGUUCAGACGCUCGUCGUGGUUCGGCACGCCGAGCCUAUCGACGAGCAGGACGACGGCUGGGCGGCAGGCUCGGACCGACCCUGGGACCCGCCGCUGUCCGCGCGAGGCGCCAAGGCGGCGGAGGAGGUCGGGCAGGCGCUCAGAGCGCGCGGCUUCGGCGCGGCAAGGAGCAGCGCGCGGGGGGGCGGCGUGGGGAAGGCUGGCGACGAGGGGAAGGCAGCGGUGGAUGGUCAGCAGGCAAAGGGGCAGCAGGAGGGCGCGAGGGAGGGCGAGAGUGGGGCCGAGGGCGAGGGUUCGGGGUCGGGAGCUGUGGUGCGGGUGGUGGUGUCGCCGUUCCGCCGGUGUGUGCAGACGGCCGUUCACAUCGUGGCGGGGCUGCUGGGCGCGCGCACGGGGGAAGGUGCGGAGGGGGAGAAGGGGACGGGGGAAGGGGAAGGGGGGAAGGCGGGCAGCGGAGGCGAGGGGGCAGUGACAGGUGGAACGGCGGAGGGACUGGCGCAAUUUCCGCCUUGGGGCGUCGCUGUCACGCACACAUUUCCUCCCCUCCCUUCCCCUCCCUUCUCUCCCCUCCCUUCCCCUCCCUUCUCUCCCCUCCCUUCCCCUCCCCUCCCCUCCCGUCCCAUUCCCCCCUCCCCCCCUCCAUUCCCUUCGCCCGUCCGCCCUCAGGUGUCAUUCAGCCCCGCCCUGGCAGAAGUGAUCAACACGCGAGCCCUGCGGGGGUCAACGCCCAACACAGGUUCCCUUCCCCUCCACCCUUCCCCCCUUUCCAUUCCACCCUUCCCCCCUUUCCCCUCCACCCUUCCCCCCUUUCCCCUCCACCCUUCCCCCCUUUCCCCUCCACCCUUCCCCCCUUUCCCCUCCACCCUUCCCCCCUUUCCCCUCCACCCUUCCCCCCUUUCCCCUCCACCCUUCCCCCCUUUCCCCUCCACCCUUUCCCCCUUUCCCCUCCACCCUUCCCCCCUUUCCCCUCCACCCUUCCCCCCUUUCCCCUCCACCCUUCCCCCCUUUCCCCUUCACCCUUCCCCCCUUUCCCCUUCACCCUUCCCCCCUUUCUCCUGUCCCUCCAGGUGUCAUUCAGCCGCGCCCUGGCUGAAGCGAGCUUGUGUAUGCACAGUCUCACCUGCUCCCUGCUGCCUGCUCCCUGCUCCCCCCAGCUGCCAUUCGCCUUUGCCCAACGCACAUUUUCCUCUCCUCUUGGUCCGCUCCCAGGUGUCAUUCAGCCCCGCCCUGGCUGAGGUUGUGGCGGCUGCUGUGCACGCUUUGAAUGUCCUUCAGCCCCGCCCCGCCCAACACAGGUUCCCUCCCCCUCCACCCUUCCCCCCCUUUCCCCCUCCUUCCCCUCCACCCUUCCCCCCCUUCCCCCCCCCUCUCUUCCCCUCCGCCCUUCCCCUUUUUCCCAUGUCCCCGCAGGUAUCCUUCAGCCCCGCCCUGGCGGAGGUGAUGAACACGCGUGCCCUGCGGCGGUGCACAGAGGAGCGCCCACCAGCAGCGUCCAUUCCACACAGCAGCAUGGCGGAGCAUGCAGGGCUGGCGGCAGCGGUGGAGGCGGCAGCAGCAGAGGCAUGCAGCAAGGGGUGGGUGCUGGAGGAGGGCGAUUUGAAGGCGCUCUUUCCCCCCGGCACUACCUUCUUGCCAUUUGCUGCUGCUAGUGCCGGUAGUGCUGCUGCUGCUGCUGCUGCUGCCUCUGGAGAGGGGAGGGCAGGCAGGAGUGUGCAUUCUGAGUUCCCCAUCUUCCCGGAAUCUCUCGAGAGUGCACGAGAGCGCUUCAUGCAGGCCUUUGAUGACGUGGCAGCGCUCUUCCCCAGCGACAGCAUCCUAUGCGUGACACAUGGCGACGCCGUAGCAGCCAGCGUGGAGCGUCUCGCCCCUGUCACCGUCGUUGCUGUCGAUUUCUGCGGCUACUCCUGGUCGCAGCGCCGCGCUGCACCGCUCUACACCCAUCCCAGCCGCCUCCACCAUGAUUCUCACCACUUGCACCACCACGCCAGCCUACCGCCGCUGCCCCCACCCCCGCCCCCACCCCCCACUCCUGCGAACGAGCCUGAGAGUCUUGAUGGUGAGGAUGCAGGGUUGGUGGGAUCCAGACAAACGGUGUCAGCCAGUUUUGCCGCGGCUGUAGUUGCGGCUGGAUCCGAGACCGAGGCUGCUGCUGUGGCGGCGGCGGCUGUAGCAGCUGUAGCAGGGCUACAGGCGAGCAGACGGGGUGGGCUGGGUGGUGUGGUGGAGGAGGGGGAGGAAGAGGGGGAAGGGGAGGAAGGUGGGGACGGUUCGGACGGCAGGAGUGGGGGGAAGCAGGGGGCGUUGAGUGACAGUGUGGUGAUUGUAGGAGGGUCGACUGCUUCUGAUAUAAGCACGCACGAGAGUGAGGAGGACGAUAAGGACACGGUGAACAGCAGCAUUGACGUGGGGCCUUCGCUCUCUGAGGUGGCUGAAGGGGAUGAGGAGGGGGAGGAGAGGGGAGCAGGGGAGGAGGGAGAGGAGGUGGGGAGUGAGAGCGGGCAGGAUGGGGUGGGAGGGAGGGGGAGAAGGGAGGCGGGGAGGGGGGUAGGGAUGGAGGUGGGGGAGUGGGAGCUGCUGACGAGUUCAGGGUCCACUGGAGUGUGCUGGAUCUCCAACAUAGCUCUGGCUGCCAGGGAUGAUGAAACUCCCACCAAGGGGCUGGCUUCGUAG
This is a messenger RNA of Closterium sp. Naga37s-1, 3411 nucleotides long. NCBI's taxonomy places the organism in Eukaryota, Viridiplantae, Streptophyta, Zygnematophyceae, Desmidiales, Closteriaceae. The record is from the annotation of a GenBank genome assembly.